ACGGAUUCAGUCGUGCUUGCAAAAGAUCGAGGAGGGCCAUCAAAUUUGACACUGUUCUGUUUUCUUGUGCAUGUCUGACGUGGAAAUUGCAGAAAAAUUGCCGUGAAUUAAGUGCUUUUCUGCGUUAACUGCUUCCGAAUUAUGCUGUAAAAAUUACUACGCUGUUCAGAGAGGAUUAAGUGACAUCGUUUAGCAUAGCAGAAGUUGUAAUAGUUGCUGAUAAUGAAUCCACAGAUGACUUCGUACGGUCAGCCGCCCCAAGGGUGGCAACAACCGGGAAUGGGUCAGAUGCCUCCACCACCCGUCAAUGGAGCUCCGCAAAGUCUACCCAAUCAAUUUCAAAACAUGUCAGUUGGCGGUCCUCCAAAACCCAAUAUGAACGGGCCACCGUUCCCUAAUCAACAAAUGGUUGGACGUCCCCCAUCGGGUGCAGUACCCAUGCCGGGAGCAUUCCCACCAGGACCUCAGUCUCAACCGCCAUUGCAAAAUGGUCCUCCGUCUGCGGGAGUAAAUAGACCACCGAUGCAAAAUUUUGGCCUACCCAAUGGACAUCAACAGCCAUCGCCCAGUCAACCAGGAAUGCCUCCUAUGCCCCCGAUGACAUCUGGUCCGCUAGGAGCCAUGCCUCCUCAGCUUCCACCUACUGCAGCAGGUCCUCCAAGACCGGGACAACCGAUGCCUCCCAUGGGGCAGCAAACAUCAUCGAUACCGGGAUUACCGCCUGCAGCAUAUCCUGUACAGCAACCUCAGCACUAUCAUCAACAACAACAACCACCCCAGUCGCUCCAACAACCACUCCAGCAAACACCAGCAUCUCAAUAUCCACCACAACCUGGACAUCCGCAGCAAUUUCCCGGCCAACCCGGAUAUCCUCCGACGGCAGGUGGAAUGCCACCAAUGCAGCCAACCAGUGGUGGUGUAGUGGGUGUACCUCCUAACCAGUAUCCUCCAGGUCCAGGAAUGCCUCCAACAAUGAAUACGGGAAUGCCUCCAAUGCCGAACGCAGCAGCCCCCAACGUACAGGGCUAUCCCCCUCAGCCGGGACAAAUGGGGCAAAUGCCGGGGGGACCGCAUAUGCCGCCACCGCAUCCGCGUGGAUACAAUCAACCACCGGCAGCACCACAAGGAUAUAACCAGAUGCCGGGCCAACAGUAUCAGCAGGGUCCAGCGGGUGCCCCACAGUACCCGCCGGGAGGGAUGGCUCCUCCGCCACAGCAGAAACGUCUCGAUCCGGACAGCAUGCCCAAUCCUAUUCAGGUUAUGAGCGAGAACCAACGCUCCAAUGGUGGUGUGUUUGCGACCAACCAAGCCGGUCUGGUACCACCAUUAGUGACCACCAAGUACACUACACAAGAUCAGGGCAACUCCGGGCCACGCUUCAUUCGGUCAUCGAUGUACAACGUCCCGGCCAACACGGACAUGAUGAAGCAAAGCGCUGUUCCAUUUUCGCUAAUAGUAUCACCCUUUGCGCGACCCGCUGAGAAAGAACUUGCUCCACCGAUCGUAAACUUCGGUGAACUUGGUCCUAUACGGUGCAUUCGCUGCAAGGCUUACAUGUGUCCAUUCAUGCAGUUCAUCGAUGGUGGACGUCGUUUCCAAUGUCUGCUCUGUAAGGCGACCACUGACGUUCCGGCGGAGUAUUUCCAGCAUCUGGACCACACUGGCCAACGCAUGGACAAAUACGAACGCCCGGAAUUGGUUCUGGGAACAUAUGAAUUUGUUGCUACCAAGGAUUACUGUAGGAACAAUACUCCACCCAAACCACCGGCAAUGGUGUUUGUAAUCGAUGUUUCUUAUAAUAACGUUAAGUCCGGGCUGGUACAUCUACUUUGCUCCGAAAUGAAAAACAUCAUUCGCAACUUACCCAUCGAUGAGGGUCAGCAGAAGACCGCUAUGAAGGUCGGUUUCAUCACUUACAACAACUCGGUUCACUUCUACAACGUCAAAGACAGUCUGGCUCAACCACAAAUGAUGGUGGUCGGAGAUGUCCAGGAAAUGUUCAUGCCACUCCUGGAUGGUUUUCUGGUCGAUCCGGAAGAAUCCAGUGCUGUCAUCGAUUCCCUGAUGGAACAGAUUCCCAAGAUGUUCGGAGAGACACGUGAAACCGAGACCAUUCUCCUGCCGGCACUUCAAGCUGGUCUCGAAGCGCUGAAGGCUUCCGAAUGCGCUGGUAAAUUGUACGUGUUCCAUUCAUCGCUCCCGACGGCCGAAGCUCCUGGUAAGCUGAAGUCACGCGACGAUCGCAAGCUGCUUGGAACGGACAAGGAGAAGACGGUUUUGACUCCACAGUCAACGGUUUACAACAUGCUUGGUCAGGAAUGCGUUGGUGCUGGUGUGUCGGUAGACCUGUUCGUUUUCAACAACUCAUAUAUCGACCUGGCGACGAUUGGCCAGGUUGCCCGUUUAACGGGAGGAGAGGUCUACAAGUACACCUACUUCCAGGCCGAUAUAGAUGGAUACCGUUUGGUUAAUGAUUUGAUUAAAAAUAUUUCGAGGCCGAUUGCAUUCGACACCGUCAUGCGCGUUCGUACAUCUACUGGUAUUAGGCCAACUGACUUUUUCGGACACUUCUUCAUGUCCAACACCACGGAUAUGGAAAUCGCCAGUAUUGACUGCGACAAGGCGGUAGCAAUUGAGAUCAAACAUGAUGAUAAGCUAACGGAUGAGAAUGUAUUCAUCCAGGUGGCGCUGCUCUACACAUCUUGCUCCGGGCAACGCCGUUUACGUAUUCUGAAUCUUAGCCUCAAAACGUGCACCCAAUUGGCGGAUUUGUUCCGCAGCUGCGACCUGGAUACAACCAUCCUGUUCUUCGCCAAACAAGGUCUCUUCAAGCUACUUGAGAACAAUCCGAAAGCGAUCAAAGAUUCGCUAAUCAAUCGAGCAGCGCAAAUACUGGCAUGUUACCGCAAGAAUUGUGCUUCUCCUACUUCUGCCGGGCAGUUGAUCCUACCGGAAUGCAUGAAAUUACUGCCAUUGUACACCUCGUGUCUGCUGAAGAACGAUGCCUUCUCAGGGGGUUCAGAUCUGACCUUGGAUGACCGGUCUUAUGCGAUCUACUUUGUAAUGAGCAUGGAUUUGCCGACUUCAGUGCAAUUCUUCUAUCCGCGAUUAAUACCGAUUCACGAUGUUCAGCUUGAAGACACUGACGUCCCAGCCGCCAUCCGAUGCACGGCGGAUAAAAUGAUGGAAGAUGGUGCUUACAUUUUGGAAAACGGUAUUCAUAUGUUCUUGUGGCUGGGCUUGGGUCUUACACCGGAGUUUACACAAUCGGUCUUCGGAGCACAGUGCACACAGCAGAUCGAUACAGACCGUACGGGUUUACCAGUAUUCGACAAUCCACUUUCAAAACGUGUUCGGGGAAUUGUCGACAGUAUACAGAACGAGCAGCAUCGGUGCAUGAGGCUCACUUUGGUACGGCAGCGUGACAAGUUGGAAAACGUACUACGUCACUUCCUGGUCGAGGAUCGCGGUAUUAGUGACGGUUCCGCCAGCUACGUGGAUUUCCUCUGUCACAUGCACAAAGAGAUUCGAACACUACUGAGCUAGCUGGAUUGCAAUGGAAACAGUUUGAGUAGUCGCUUUAGAUUUACCUACAACAACAACAACAACAACAGUAACCAUACUACAACGGCAUCGAUCAACAACAACAACAACAUUAUAAAUAAUUGUGCGCACCGUCAACGCCAAGUGCAGCAGGGUAGUGAGAUUAACGGAAACCUUCAACCCAUGCCCUGUGGUCAGUAUCCGCGACGUCCGCCGAGUGACGAUGGCGACGAUGAUGAGAACGAUACCAUCGAAGAGGAAGAUGAAGAAGAGGAAGGAGAGGACAGCAAUUCGGCUCCGGCGGGACAUCAUCAACAUCAACAAUACUACCAGCACCAGUACACAUCGGCCUCGCCCGGCAGAAGCAUCUCUCAGAAUCGUACCAGAGCAUUGCGAUACCGUAAAGCAUUCAUGGGAAAGUGGUAAUAGUUUUAGAUGGUUUUCUUAUACAUUUAUUAUUUUUUAACAUAUUACGAUUAUUUUUUCACUCUAGACCUACCUAUAUAUUGAAUGAUGACAUGUGCGACAAACGAUAAAAAAAAACCAUAAGAAACCUGUAAAACUAGCCGGGUGUGUUUUGCUUAGAUGUUUACAUUGAACGUGAAGUGAAUCAAUUAACUUAACAUUUACACAUACCUACCUACUUGUUGACUAUUACAGGUAAUGUCUAUGAUCAAGAAGAAGUACUAAUACUAUAAAUAAUUGCAACCGACUAUUGAAUGUGAACAGAGAAAUUGUGAAUUUCACGUGUACUAGUGUAAUGGGUUUAGGAACUAAUUGAUUGGCAUAAGAAGAACGCGAAGCAUGAGAAGAGUUACUUUAUUAAUAUAUUUGAGUAAAGUGAGUAAACAAUAUACCCUCAAUCGGAUUACACACACAAAAUAGCAAAAAUAUACGGAAAUAUUAUUAUCAUUGCAAAA
This is a messenger RNA of Ochlerotatus camptorhynchus, 4463 nucleotides long. It is a transcript of the gene Sec24CD, whose product is annotated as Secretory 24CD. NCBI's taxonomy places the organism in Eukaryota, Metazoa, Arthropoda, Insecta, Diptera, Culicidae. The coding region runs from base 223 to 3546 and encodes 1107 amino acids. Gene Ontology annotation, molecular function: zinc ion binding; SNARE binding. The record is from RefSeq and is a predicted model, not a curated record. The transcript has 10 exons. Gene Ontology annotation, biological process: COPII-coated vesicle cargo loading; endoplasmic reticulum to Golgi vesicle-mediated transport; intracellular protein transport. Gene Ontology annotation, cellular component: COPII vesicle coat; endoplasmic reticulum exit site.